Messenger RNA from Arabidopsis thaliana (thale cress), 2303 nucleotides. RefSeq lists its product as uncharacterized. Bases 502 to 1863 code for a protein of 453 amino acids. The transcript has 3 exons. The record is from RefSeq and is marked reviewed. NCBI's taxonomy places the organism in Eukaryota, Viridiplantae, Streptophyta, Magnoliopsida, Brassicales, Brassicaceae.
GGCUGCAUUAUGUGGCUUAUUGCGUUUAGAUUACACAUUACAUGAUUAACUGAAAAAAAAAACGAAAAUUUAAAAAUAUAUAAAGAGAAUUAACGAUUAAAUGGCGGGGAAUCCCAAGUAGGCGGAGGAAGCUCAACAAACGGUUGAUUUGAACCCAUGUCCGGGUUUGGUGUAACCGGAAACGGAUUAUCCGGUAUUGUUGGGAUGGACUCUAUUGGUGGUGCGAAUGACGUCACCGGCGGUUGCCAUGGAUUUGUGACCUCUGGCGGCGUGGUAAAGUCGGGAGUUUGGGGUGGGAAAUCUCCGAGGACUGGUGGUGUGGAGAAUACUGGAAUUGUCGGUGGAUCUUGUACGGUCGGUGGUAAUGUGAAAACCGGCGGGAUCUCUUGAACCGGUGGAGGCAAAAUCGGAGGGAAUUCUUGAACCGGUGGCGGCAACUCAUCAGCCGGGGGAGGUAAAAUCGAAGGAAGGUCUUGAACCGGUGGAGGCAAAGUCACGGGAAUGACUGGUGGCGUUAAUGUUGACUGGUCAAUAGGCGGUUCAAUGGUUACAUCAGGUGGUGGCGGUUGUCCGAUGACUAUAUCCGGUGGGAGAUUGUUUACUGGUGGAGGAGAUCCCGUGAUUAUAACCGGUGGGAGAUUGUCUACAGGUGCAGCUGGUGGCGUUAAUGUUGACCGGUCUAAAGGCGGAGGAAGGAGGAAAACUGGAGAUGGUGGUGGUGAUCCAGUAGUAAUAUCAGGCGGCGAAAACCAUGCUAGUGGUGGCAUGGGCGGGACGUCUGCGACUAGAGGCGGAGGAGGUGAACCGGUGAUUCCCGGAGCUCCGCCACCUAAUAGAGGAGGAGGAGAAACGGUGAUUCCCGGAGCACCACCGCCUAUAAGAGGAGGAGGGGGUGAACCAGCGAUUCCUGGAGCUCCGCCGCCAAAAAGAGGUGGAGGAGGUGAACCAGUGAUUCCCGGAGCUCCGCCGCCAAAAAGAGGAGGAGGAGGUGAACCAGUGAUUCCCGGAGCUCCGCCGCCUAAAAGAGGAGGAGGGGGUGAACCAGUGAUUCCCGGAGCUCCGCCGCCUAAAAGAGGAGGAGGGGGUGAACCAGUGAUUCCCGGAGCUCCGCCGCCUAAAAGAGGAGGAGGAGGUGAACCAGUGAUUCCCGGAGCUCCACCGCCUAAAAGAGGAGGAGGAGGGGAACCAGUGAUUCCCGGAGCGCCACUGCCUAAAAGAGGCGGAGGAGGUGAAUCUGUGGUUCCCGGAGCGCCACCACCUAAAAGAGGAGGCGGUGUCAUUGUAAAUGGUGGCUGUGAAACCGUGCCGCCAGGUAGAGGUGGUGGUGGUGAUAAAACUAAUGGAAGAGGUGGUGAGGGAAGAGAGGAAGAUAAUGGUGGUGGAAGAGGCGCAGAAGGUGGAGGAAGGGGUAGCACCGGAGAAGGCGUCACAGAUGGUGGUGGUAGAACAGGAAAUAAAGGCGGCAAUGGAGGGAGUAUAAAAAUCGGCGUAGGGACAAAUGGUAUCACCGGCGGUACUGGCGGCGGUGAAGCUGGUGCUGGGAUGCAAGUUAUGCAAGGCUGGGGAGGAGGCGGUUCCGGGGCUGCUACACAAGUAAUGCAAGGCUGCGGAGGAGGCGGUGGUGGUGGAGAUGGUGGAGGUGGGCAAGGAACCGGAAUCGGAGGAGGCGGUGGUGGUGAGCAAGGAACCGGAGUUGGCGGUGGAGGUGAUACUUGUACACAAGUAACACACGGUGGUGGUGGUGCACCGUUGACUAUGAUCGGAGGCGGAGGUGGUGAGCAAGGUGUGACUGGGAGUGACGGUGGGGGCGGAAGGGGAAGAGGUGGUGGUAAGGUCGCCGGAGGUGGCAAGAAAGGGUUUUGAGGACAAGGGUCAAUCGGGAAAUUCCAUUGACCGCAAGUUCCGAAAAUGCACCGGAAAAACACGUCACACCUUGUUGAGAAUGCUUCUCCGUUUCUACUUCGGCUUCUUCUUCUGCUUUUGACUCUUCUAUUCCUUCUAUCUAAACCUUUCUUGUUUUCGUCUCUGUGUCUGUGACUGUUGUGUGGAUUCUCAAUUGCUUCUGUUAUUGUAACACUGAUCAAAAGAAGUGUAACUAAACAUCUUAGUACAAGUUUCUUCAUAUUUUUCGUAAGGCAUGCAAGAACUAAACUAUGCAUGUGUAUGUAUUUAUAGUCGAAUCAUUGAUUGUCGAGUAUGUAUGAUUUUUGGCAAUUCUUAUGUUUUGUCUCUCUACCAAAGACUUUAGUUUUGUAAGGAUUCAAUGAAUACAUUUUGGUAAUAAAGGACAAUAUUUAUUUGGU